This is a messenger RNA of Exophiala oligosperma, 2643 nucleotides long. RefSeq lists its product as uncharacterized. Bases 1 to 2643 code for a protein of 880 amino acids. Gene Ontology annotation, molecular function: zinc ion binding; DNA-binding transcription factor activity, RNA polymerase II-specific; DNA binding. Gene Ontology annotation, biological process: DNA-templated transcription; regulation of DNA-templated transcription. The record is from RefSeq and is a predicted model, not a curated record. The transcript is spliced from 4 exons. NCBI's taxonomy places the organism in Eukaryota, Fungi, Ascomycota, Eurotiomycetes, Chaetothyriales, Herpotrichiellaceae.
AUGGACCACAGACCGAGCCUGGACAGUCUGGGGUAUGACAUGUCCCACUUCAUGCCUCAGCACCCUCCCCAGAUCUUCGGCGCCUACAACCCAGACGGCACACCGAUUCCUCCGACGUUGCCACCCGGUCCCUACUUCGGAGACUUGAACGAUGGUAUGGUGGAUGAGAAUGAUCCCAAGCGUAGACGUAUCGCUAGGGCUUGCGAUAUGUGCCGGAAGAAGAAAAUCAAGUGUGACGGGAAGAUGCCCAAGUGCGGACAUUGUAUCAACUACAAAACAGAGUGUGUCUUUACACAGGUGGAAAAGAAGCGGAAUCCUCCCAAAGGAGCCAAAUACAUCGAGGGCUUAGAAAACCGACUAGGCCGUAUGGAAUCGUUACUGCGCAUGUCCGGUCUUCUAACUGAAGAUGAUGCGGGCAAGACAGACCUGGGUACGUUAGAGAAACGCCUAGCGGAGAAAGCUUCUGCCAAAGAGUCCGGGCCCAAAGCAACAGAAUCCCCUGGAGCUCCCAAGAGUGGCGCGAGUUCUUCAGUCCCCGAGAGUUCCCCCCGGCCGGGGUCUACACAUCACUCACAUGACACACCACGAGAUACUAUUACGACACCCAGUACCGUCGACGGUGACAAGUCUCGUGAAGAAGUGGAAAACCUCUCCGAAGCCAUGUGUUCGCUAGUCACCAACAAUGUGGGUGAGACCAGAUACAUUGGUUCUUCCUCGGCGUUUUCCAUCUUCUCCAGUAAAGGUAUCGAAUGGGUCAACGAAAAGACAGGAGACACGUCUUUCCAAGAGACCAUACAGAAUGCUGUCAACGAAGAUGACAACAAGUGGCAGUAUUGGAAACCCGAAGUCUUUGGUGACAUCUUUGUACGCCGUGUCUUCAAGCCCCUGCCACCCAAGGAGGAAGCCCUAUCACUAUUCAAGGACUUCUUCGAGAACUUUAAUUGCAUGUUUCCUCUCUUCCAUGAACCUACCUUUAUGCAUCUAGUGGAAAAGCAAUAUUCUAAAGAACCGUACGAGGGCAGUGGCUGGUGGGCCAGUAUCAAUGUUGCCCUCGCCAUCGCCUAUCGCAUUCGAGUCAUGAGCAAUGUCGUUCCUCAAGAGGAUGACCAGAAAGCCUGGCUAUAUCUGAAGAAUGCCAUGGGAGUCAUCACAGAGCUGACGAUGCGAAAUACCGACUUGCUCAGUGUCCAGGCCCUCCUCGGCAUGGCACUGUUCUUGCAAGGAACACCGAACCCCCAGCCAUCCUUCUUCCUUAUCUCUGCCGCCAUUAGAUGCUCUCACACAAUUGGACUGCACAAACGUGGCUCUAAUUUCAACUUGAAUCCUAUCGAGGCAGAGCAGCGGAAACGAGUCUUCUGGAUCGCAUAUCUUCUCGAUAAAGACUCAUGCUUGCGUGCAGGUCGACCUCCCGCGCAAGAUGACGAUGACAUGAACGUCGAAUUGCCAUCCGAAGAUCCUCCGGACAACAUAGGAAAUGUCCCACUGGCCGAUGGAAAGGGCAAGAUCAACCUCUUCCGUCUUAUGUGUGAGUUCGCUAUCAUAUCCAGCAAGGUCUACCGGCAACUAUACUCAGUACAAGCUUCGAAACAAAGCGACGGUGAACUACUCAACACGAUCGGAGAGCUCGACAGGGAAUUGGAAGCGUGGAAAGACAGCAUUCCACUAGACUUCCGACCCGAGCAUGAAAUUAAAACAGCACAUACUCCCCUCAUCCUACAUAUCGUCGUCCUUCACUUCUCUUAUUACAACUGCUUAACAACAAUACACCGAAUGUCAGUCCAUCAUGGGUAUUGGACAAGUCGGUUGUCGGAGUACGCCAUCCAAGGCCUGAACGCCAGACCACUGAACCCCAGAGUAUUCUCGUCCGCCGCUCUCUGUGUUUCAGCAGCUCGUGCCUCGAUCCACCUCAUCAAGUAUAUCCCACAGGGUGACUUUGCAUGUGUCUGGUUGGUUCUGUACUUUCCAGUGUCAGCACUCGUGACAUUGUUCGCCAACAUUUUACAAAAUCCGCAAGAUACCCGUGCCAGAGCUGACAUCAAGCUCAUGGACCUUGUGGUGAACUUUCUAUCGAACGUGGCCCAUGAUGAGGGCACAGGGUCUUUGAAUCGCAUGCUCACCGUCUGCUCGGAGUUUGCUCGCAUUGCACGAGUUGUGAUUGAGAAAGCCGAGAAGGAAGGCUCGAAACGGAAACGAAGACUCGUGCCCGAGGAAGUACUGCGGGUCAAUCAAUCGGCCAUGGCUCAAGUUCAGGCUCAGAUCAAUGGACGGAAACCUAGCUCAAGAAGAUCUAGUGGGGCAGGUGGUUCUCCUCGGAAUGCUAUCAAUGUGCCUGCAACACAAUCUACACCCAUGGCCAACACCAACGCCACUCCUCAAACCUUUUUCAACGUACCCGGUUUCGAUGGGAACGAGUAUCCUGACAUGAUGAGUCAGCAUGGUAUGAGUCCAGACAUGGGACAAAUGCCCAGCGCCACCAUGUCGCCUCUUAAUGUCGGUUCUUUUCAACAACCUUUUGUACCCCAAGAUUUAUGGCAAAUGCCCAUGACUUUUGAAUGGGACUGGGCGGAUUUUGGGCAAUCCGGCGGCUACAAUGAUUUUAUAUUCAACGAUAACAUGAAUGACGGGACCAUGCAUCAACAGUGA